UCCUCUUUGGUCCGAGAAUCCUGUUUGGCCCGUUUGAAUGGAACCCCCGUCAUAUGAGGAGGCCAGUCGCCAACCUUCUGCUCAGCCCACCGCAGCAUCUGACCUUUUCCCUCCUCCGCCCACCUAUGACGCCUCUCUCUCGUGUCCACCAACACCUCCUCCUGCCUACAGAGAAGCAGUUCGGCCAGAUCCUUUUCCUGUCCUCGCCUUACUUUCUGUGCCAACUGCUGUGACCUCACAUCCCCAACGAAGCACUGGAGUCACAGUCCAUCCCGUUACCCAAAUUACAGUUCAGCCACAGGCUUCUCCUGCCCGGGCUCCAGCUCCUGCAUCAACUGCUGUGUCCUCAGGUUCCCGACAAGGCACUGGAGUCACAGUCCAUCCAGUUACUCAAAUUGGUGCAACACCACGGGUCAGCAGCAGACAAACUCAGCCAACAGCAGUAGUGUGCCAGCCGCAGCCUGUCCCCAUUGCAGUGCAAUAUCUGAAAGACGCCCCUGGUUUGGUACGCUGCCCACACUGCAGCCAUCUUGUCACCAGUAAAGUCACAUAUGUGCCUGGGACCGCUGCUUGGUGCUGGUGUGUCAUUCUCGCAUUGUCAGGGCUCAUCUGUGGUUUCUGUCUCAUUCCACUGAUGGUGCGUGGAAUGCAAGAUGCACAUCACUCCUGCCCACAGUGUGGAAACAACCUGCACAUUCACAAAAGAUGACCGUGCGACGACUUGUUAAUCCAACACAUCUAUGUCAAAGUGUGGCACACAUGUAUUUAAUACAAAUGUGGACUGAGGAGAGGCUGAGAGUCAUGCGGAGAUUUUUGUACAUUUUCUCCCAGCCUGUUACCAUUGGACCCUUUUUAACCAAGAGGAAUUCAAGCUCGCCACAGAAAUGCACCUUUUAAAGCUGCAGAGGAUGCAGUUCCAAAAAACAUUAACAAUAUUAUUUUUUUAAUCAUAUCACCAGACAAGACAGCUGGUAGUUUGAUGUAUGUAAGAAAAUAAGACAAAAAACACUUUCUGCACUUUCUAAUGUUGUAAAAAUGUCUUAUAGUGUGAGGUAAUUAAGCUUAAAUGAAGAGGAAGGAAACACUUAACAUGCCCCCACGGAUUCAGAAAGAGGUGCAAGUGCAGGACAGGCCUUCUUCAUGGCAGACACUCUGACUUCUCGCAAUACUCGUGCGGAAUUAAAAAUGGCGUAGUCCCACUAAAAUGAAGUUACAGUGAACCGACAUGCUCAGAAGAAGGACUCCUAAGUGGGAUGCAGCAUCAUUAUCACACCUUUGCUUUAGAGUCUAAACUCUAAAGUGACAAAGAUCUAUACAGCACUGCAGACAAGAAAGCUAAACAGAAUGUGUUUAUGAUCAUUUAUAAUUGGUGGAUGGUUGUCUGUCUCUCUGUGUUGGCCCUGCGACAGGCUGGCAACCUGUGCAGGGUGUACCCUGCCUCUCGCGCUAUGACAGCUGGAAUAGACUCCAGCUUUGUUGUUUAUCAUAUGUAAUGCAGAUAUGCCUGAAUUUAGUACAUUUUAAUGAUGAAGGUACCUUUUUCAGACUCCAGAAUCUAUUAACUUAUGUGGUUUUAAUUUAUUUCCCUGUACUAUUCUACUCUUAAAGUCAUGUAAUGAGCAGCUGUAAUCAGUCAGUGUAACUGAAGGCACUCGUUUGGCUUUGAUCCAAAUCCCUGUGACACCUGAUUCACACUUGCUCCUGAACUGACUGACAGCACUUGAAUGUUUUUGUUUGCUGUAUAAGGUUUGUUUACACCAGCAAUGUUUACUCCUCAAGAAGUACUCCUAAAAAAGCAUA
Molecule: messenger RNA, 1800 nt
Organism: Archocentrus centrarchus (flier cichlid)
Lineage: Eukaryota; Metazoa; Chordata; Actinopteri; Cichliformes; Cichlidae
Product: lipopolysaccharide-induced tumor necrosis factor-alpha factor homolog
Exons: 6
Coding region: 38-709 (223 amino acids)
Cellular component (GO): cytoplasmic side of late endosome membrane; cytoplasmic side of lysosomal membrane; nucleus
Molecular function (GO): zinc ion binding
Source: RefSeq, a predicted model, not a curated record